AUGCCAAUUUGUGAUGAUGAUGUCAAGCCAUAUGUAGGUCAAGUGUUCAAAUGUGAAGCAGAUGCUUUUAAGUUUUAUAGGACUUACGGAUAUGAAUCUGGUUUCGAUGUUCGCAAAGGCGGUGCAAAAAAGGGGAAAUAUGAUCAGGUGAUUUAUCGAUACUUCUACUAUCAAAGGGAAGGAAUCAAUCCUACUAAACGUGUGGAGACAUCUAAAACGCAGCGAAAGAUUGUGAAGAGGCGUAGAAAGCCGUCCACCAGGAACGAUUGCAAAGCACGCAUGACUGUGCGAAUUCAGAAUGAGACAGAGUAUGUCGUUACAAAAGGUAGUGGGAAGCGUCUCAAGUCCACUUUUGAGAAAGAGGUUCAAAAGGCCAAGAAACCCAAGAGACGCUGCAAGAAAUGUGGUCGUUUGGUACGUCACGAUUCCCGCAACUGUGGGAAAGUUCAAGACGAGGAUGACACGGAUGAAGAAUAA
Messenger RNA from Salvia miltiorrhiza (redroot sage), 477 nucleotides. RefSeq names its product putative protein FAR1-RELATED SEQUENCE 10. The record is from RefSeq and is a predicted model, not a curated record. The coding region runs from base 1 to 477 and encodes 158 amino acids. The transcript has a single exon. NCBI's taxonomy places the organism in Eukaryota, Viridiplantae, Streptophyta, Magnoliopsida, Lamiales, Lamiaceae.